UUCCUCUCUUGUCUGUUGUUGCGCUGCGUGUCGGGAAAACGGACACAAAAGCACGGAAAUGUGGAGCGGCUAGCCAAGGAACCUCAACAAAAAGCAUAUAUAAAGUAUUUCGUUUACAACCAUAAGUAACAACUAAACGUUUUGAUAUUGUUUGUUGGAUGCUAUCUCGGUAUAUUCCAGUAGAAAAAAUACGCGUUCUACUGCUGCUAACUAGCUAGCUAGAUACCUAACACCCACGGCAGGCAGACAUGGGGACUAAGGCUAGUCGUUUCCAAGAAGAAACGGUAGCCACGGCUUUUGCGAAGGAUGGCAUCAAGAGGGACUCCUGCCGAAGAAUUCGCAGCAAGAGGCCUACAAGUUUGGUGGUGGAUUUCUCGGGUAGCUUCGACCAGGACUCAGAAGUCAAUCGCAGUCGUUCGGAGGAGGGGAGCGACUCGGACCAGGGGCGGCCCACGGCGUCUGAUGGAAGCCACGGUGACAUAAAUAGCCCGAGCCAUCCCGAUCAAGCUACACCGGACGAGGCCAGCGAAACCGCUGGGCCCGCGGAUGCCGGCACCCCCGGUUCAGCGGGUGAAGCCAGCAACGACAGGCUGUCAGUGGAGGAGACGGGCCGCGUCCACCAGCGCACUUUCUCAGAACGUCUACCCUCCGGCCGACACACUUCCGGUCGUAAUGGAUCUUCUCGAACCUCCGCUCGCACACGGGGAAGCGCCCCGCGUCCGGUCUCGGAGGCAUGGAUCGGUGUGUAUAGGGUCAACAGCCGACACAGCACCGUGCGCUGUCCGUUCUGUUCCAAGCCCUUCCCUGGAGGCCGGAUUGAGGAGCAUUUGCUGAGCUGUCUCACGACCCCCCCUCUCCCCUACAACAUGGACACUCUGAGUAAGGACAGCGGGGAGUGCAGUAUUUGCCUGGAUGAUCUCCUGCAGGGGGAGACCAUAGCGCGCCUGGCCUGUCUCUGCGUCUAUCACAAGAGCUGCAUUGAUUCUUGGUGCAAAGUGAAGGCCUGUUGUCCCGAACACCCCUUCGACUGAAA
Molecule: messenger RNA, 1033 nt
Organism: Conger conger (European conger)
Lineage: Eukaryota; Metazoa; Chordata; Actinopteri; Anguilliformes; Congridae
Exons: 4
Coding region: 249-1031 (260 amino acids)
Source: RefSeq, a predicted model, not a curated record